Drosophila gunungcola (fruit fly) is the source of this 3636-nucleotide messenger RNA. RefSeq names its product zinc transporter foi (gene foi). The record is from RefSeq and is a predicted model, not a curated record. Lineage: Eukaryota; Metazoa; Arthropoda; Insecta; Diptera; Drosophilidae. The transcript has 6 exons. Gene Ontology annotation, biological process: zinc ion import across plasma membrane; intracellular zinc ion homeostasis. Bases 602 to 2737 code for a protein of 711 amino acids. Gene Ontology annotation, cellular component: membrane. Gene Ontology annotation, molecular function: zinc ion transmembrane transporter activity.
GUCACUCUGCACUAGCCGCCUAUCGAUAAUUGUUAUAAAAAAUUGUUAUAGUUGCGGAUUUUUUGUGUUUGGCGAGUGUGCGAAAAAGAGAUGGCAGCGGCAUAUGUUUAACGUGUCCGGAGAAUGUUUACAGUUAGCCCGCCGCUUGCGUAAUUGAGCCCGUGUUGGUGUUGGUGGCCCUAUCCGUGCAAUAUUCCGCCUCUCCGGUCGGAUUAUCCGUGUCAAAUCGAGAUUAUUGCAGCGUAAUUGACAUUCGGCGUCAUCUCGACGACGCCUUUAAUUCACGCCCAUCGCAUCGGCUGUAGCUAUAGCCCCAGAAUCAGCCAGCAUUAUCUUCGAUCCCGCAAUCACACUAGGAAUUGAUAAAUACACCCGCUAGUCCCUUUGAGUGUAUGUGUGUGUGAUGUGCUAAACAGUCCGGUAAAUUCACUGAUCGAAUUAAGCGCGCCAAUUAACAACGACUGACUGAGUGACGAAUAUAUAUAAUGAUCGCGGUGGAUCUUGCUGGGCAGUAAACCGAAACGAGAGUCCGAGUCAUUAGCAUUACACCCAGCAGGAGUGGAAGUACCUUAGGAAGAGCAAGAGCAAGUCGGGCCUGAAAAUGGCACGUCACAUUAUGGCCGUUUGCGUGGUGUGCCUGCUCUGCGCGCACCGCCUGCACUGCCAGGAUCACAUCGAGAGUCUACUGGGCCCGGCGCUGGCCAUGACCCACGGCCAGGAGCAGCUAAACGCCCGCGUCUAUUCGAAUCUGAGUCCCUCCAGCGAAACCACCGAUCGGCGGCAGCAGCGAUCCGCUUCUGGCGACGACGACACCCCCGACUACAGCACCAGUCCGCCCUCGCGGAGACAAAAGCGUCAUGCUGGCCACGACCACAGCGUCGAGUCCCGCCUCCCGCAGAUCACCCAGUACUAUCUUGAGCAGCUGAUGGGCCAGAACGAGCUGAUGAACAGCAGCGUAUUCGAUGGCCUGCUCCAGCAGCUCAGCCUCCACUCGUUGGUCAGUGGGGCAAGUGAGGGAACUUGCGUGCCCGCUAGUCGGCUAGUGCAUCAUGUGCAGCCUCACGAUCAUUAUCAUCACCACCAACACCAUCAUCAGGAGGAGGAUGAGGAGCACAAACAGCUGCAACCCAACAAUUGCACACUCAGCCAAAAUGGUAGCAACUCCAGUGUCAUCUGCGCACCCCUGCUCAACAAUCACACCCAUCCCCUCAGCGAGGAGGCCAAGAACUUUGCGCUGAGUGAAAAGGACUUGCUAAACCUGUGUCCGGUUCUUCUCUACGAGCUGAAGGCACAGAGCGGCGGAUGCAUAGAGGCCUCAGUCCUGGCCGACAUCGACAGCACGGAAAUGCUGCUGGAGGCGGAAAAGGACAAGGAUAUGUUUUACGUGUGGAUCUAUGCCUUCAUUUCGGUGUUUGCCUGCGGACUCCUCGGCUUAGUGGGCGUGGCCAUCAUACCGUUUAUGGGCUCACGCUACUACAAAUACAUCAUCCAGUAUCUGGUGUCGCUGGCCGUCGGUACGAUGACCGGCGAUGCCCUGCUGCACUUGCUGCCUCAUUCUCUGGCAGGCCAGGAUGAGCGGGGCAUGAUCAUGAAGGGGCUGGGCUGUCUGGCCGGCAUCAUAUUCUUCUAUGUGACGGAGCAUGCGCUGACCAUGAUCUCCGAGUGGCGCAAGAGCGUGGAGAAGAAGGAAACGAAGAAGCCGUCGCGGGCGAAGGUGAUGCGGGAUCCCGACUCGUCGGUGAACAACUCGGUAGCCGGCGACAAGAUCUGCAAGCAGAAGUACAGCUCGUAUCCGUACUGCUACGACGAGAUCACCAUGAACAACAAGCAGAGCGAGUGGAUGCAUCUUCCCGGCGACGGUGUGAACUCGACGGCGGGCGCUGGCGGAGAUGCUGCCUCCGCCUCGGAGGUGCGCAACGGUGUGGGCGACCACGAUGGCUCCAGUGACAUGGCCGCCGCAGCCGAAUCCCUGCUCUCAACGCUGCACACGAACUGUGUGGAGAUGAAUCACCACAAUCACAACCACAAGCACAACAGCCACCAGCAGAGCCAGGAGGGCCAGGACAACAACACCAUUGUCACCGAUCUGGACGGGAAUGCUGUGUACGCCUCGAACAGUGCUAAGGAAAAGGAGGGCCGUAACGAUCAUGUGACCGUGAUCCUGCGGGAGCACGAAUCCUCGCAUCACGGCCACAGCCAUCGACAUGGACAUGUCCACUCGCCGCCGGAAACGCUCAGUGCUGUGGCGUGGAUGAUCAUCAUGGGCGACGGGCUGCACAAUUUCACCGAUGGCAUGGCCAUCGGCGCAGCCUUUGCGGAGAACAUUGCCGGCGGUUUCUCCACCUCCCUGGCCGUCUUCUGCCACGAGCUGCCGCACGAGCUGGGCGACUUUGCCAUCUUGAUGAAGGCGGGCAUGUCGGUGAAGUCGGCCGUCUACUACAACCUGUUGACGGGUGUCCUGAGCUUCAUCGGCAUGAUCUUCGGCAUUGCCUUUGGCCAGUCGCAGGAUGUGGCCCAGUGGAUGUUUGCCGUGGCGGCGGGCCUAUUCAUCUACAUUGCCCUAGUUGAUAUGAUGCCCGAGAUAUCGGCCUCGCACAAAUCGCUGGGCCAGUUCCUGCUGCAGAUACUGGGCAUGCUGAGCGGAGUGGGGAUAAUGCUGGUGAUUGCCCUCUACGAGGGCGAUCUCAUGAGCGUGUUUGGAACGGCGGGAGGCGCAUCGCUCCAGCACGUGCAUUAAUCACAUAACUGAAAUUGUAACCAACCGCAGCGAAUCUUGUAGCGUAUUAUGUGAAUUGCAGCGAAUCUUGUGUAUUAACUGCAUUUUUCCGCCAGGCCUAUAGGACCUCUUGAAUUAUUAUUUUUUGUAUAAUUUGAUUAGAUUGUUGUUUACCUUAGUCCACAGAGUUACACAUAACACAUAACACAACCACCCACAGACACAGCCGGUUGGCGCUUAUCAAACGCAUUUGUUAUCCAGUUUAUGAAACACACAACCACCACACACACCCACACAAGCGACGCGAUUCAGCAAACUCGUUUUAUUUUCGUUCCUAAUUUUGGCAUCUGAACUGCGUUCGAGUCGACUUCACACACGAUUUAAUAUAAGAUGUCUUACAAUUGCCUAGGUUAUAAAGUGAUCUUGAAUUUAGAAGAAACCAAUUGAAAAGCAUGUCUAGAAAGUUGCUCUAAAACGACACACGCGAGAAACAAAUAACAGAAAAUUGAUUGGAUUGGAUCCGUAUCCCAAAAUCCAUUAAUUUCCGAUCUUAUACACUGAAAGCAGAACCUAAAAAUUACAAUAUAUAUAUAUAUAUUGUAGAAUAUGUAUACAUACAUAUAGUUUUUGUAUUUUGUAGUCUAUAGGGUGCGCACGUUUACUUUAUGCGAGUUUGACAUUCUAAGCCCAGAAUUAAGAGAUGUCCACUGUUAUGAUUUCUGACAGUACUUAAAAUGACUCUAACGCAUAUGUUUUCCACUUUAGGAAAUACACAAAACCAUUUAAGCUUAAUUUAUUAUCGUAUUUGUAAUAAAUUGAAAAGAUUAUUAAACUGCACCCUCAUGCAUAGUUUAGAUUUUCGCUACCUCGUAGCGCCUUCGUUUAAUUAUGAUUUUGUAAUAAACCAAGCUAAAACAAAA